Neurospora crassa OR74A is the source of this 2314-nucleotide messenger RNA. RefSeq lists its product as hypothetical. The coding region runs from base 256 to 2253 and encodes 665 amino acids. The transcript has 2 exons. The record is from RefSeq and is a predicted model, not a curated record. NCBI's taxonomy places the organism in Eukaryota, Fungi, Ascomycota, Sordariomycetes, Sordariales, Sordariaceae.
GGCAAAUUUGUGGACACCAAAGGAAAUGUGCGCGAACCUAGCGUUGAGGAGCUCGACGCUUCAGCAACUUCUACCGGGUGUCAUCUAUGCAGAGCUCUCUUGGAAUGUAUAUUGCCUGGAUCUCUAAAGUUUAACCGGCAGGACUACCCUGCGUGGUUUGAUCUCAACAAGGAGUUUCGGUACAGCGUUUCGCUUUACGCCGCCCAGCAUGAUUCAAACCAACACCUUCGGUCUAUUUCUUUGAAAUUGACGGCAAUGGGGGAGCGUAGGUGGAUGGGCAUGCAACUACGGGGUUUAAUCUUCUAUAGAGCACGCCCGGUGUUGUUGUCUGGCAGGAACUGUUCGGAGGAACCAAAUGUCAGGUCACGCCGCUGGGUCUUCAAGGAGGUUGAUCCUCCGGGGCAUCAUGAAGGGAUCAGGGACGUUGGACUCAUGGAGGUUGACAUCGUUCAGCCAACGUCAGCCACAACUUUUGACCCUCUCGCCUUCGAACAGCUACGGAGAUGGGUAGACGAGUGCACUCAAAAGCAUGAGCUCUGCAAGACAGCAACAUCCGGCAAGAACUCCAUUUUCGGCUUUGAACAGACGGUGCGGCUGGUCGAUGUCGGGCUCGAUGAUAGCUCACCAGUUCGUCUAGUGGAGGGUUUCAGGGUAGACCAGGUCCGGUAUAACACACUCAGUUACCAGUGGACAGCGGACACAUCAAAGACCAGUCUAAGGAAGCAUAACAGAGCCGCCUACUGCCAUGCGAUCCCAACAGAGGCCUGGCCUAAGGUAUAUAAGGACGUUGUGAUCGUUUGUCGGGCCCUUGGUGUUCGUUACGUAUGGAUUGACUCCCUUUGUAUUGUCCAAGAUGACCUGGAAGAUUGGAAAGUCCAGUCAUCCAUGAUGCAGGAUGUCUACUCCCACGGCCAUCUCAAUCUCGCCAAUGUGCUAGGAAAGCACGCGGAUGGGCUGGAGGUAAGCCGCUAUCCCACGGCUACCUCGCCCUGCAUUUUGUCACGCACGCUUGAGGAUGGCUCAACAGAACAUUGGGGAUGUAUGGAGGAUGGCAGUUGGCGGGAGCACAUUCAGGAUGCACCGCUGUACACACGAGGAUGGUGCUAUCAGGAGCGGUUUCUUUCCGCGCGAACAGUUCAGUUUGGUCAACAGCUCUACUGGGAGUGUAGAGAGCAAUUUGCUUCCGAGUCGGUUCCGUUCGGCAAGGCAUUCUACAAUAUCAAACACCCGGACCUGAUCACCACCUUUGCCAAGGGCAAGAAGAGUGCUGGCGAAACGAUGAGUCCCGCAGAGAUAUGGGAAACGAUUGUCAAGAUUUACACCACCACCCAGCUCACGCAGCAGUCCGACAAGCUGGUAGCUCUCAGAGGCGUCUUCAACCGCUUCUGGGAGCGAUUCGAAGUCGAAGCCGAAGCCAGAAAGCAAGAGUCAAGCCAACAAGUUCAGCACCAGCACAACAUUGACUGGUGCAUAGCCGGCCUCUGGAAGCGCGACCUCAUCCGCCAGCUCCUUUGGCGUCGCCACACCUACCACCUUGAUUCCAUUCCCAAACCCGAACGGUGGCCCGAAGAAGAAGAAGAUGCCCAACAAAAUUCUUUCUAUGCUCGCGCGACCGAAGUCCUCAAACUCUACCCCUCCUGGUCCUGGGCCGCUUGUCCCUCAUACCACGGCUUCGGCAUUUGCUUCACCACACAACCCACCGACAAGGUCGAAGACAUGAUUGUCAUCGAACACAUCAAGCCGCUCAACCACAACCCACAAGUCUUUGACUCUUCUGUCCUCAUCCUCCGCGGCCUUCUCUACAGCGGCAUCACAGCCAUCGACCUAUCCCACGUCUUUGCCGAAUGGCGCACCAAAUCCGAAUCUUCGGGAACCGUCAAACACCACGCUCGCCUUAUCCGGCGGUCGGCGUGGUGGAUCUACUUUGAUCGGCCACUAAACCUACUCACCCCGCUAAGGCCAGAAAGUGUAGGUGUGUUGAUGGUCAGGCUGGUGGGCUUGGGUGAAGUGAGGCAAACGAGGUAUAUGCAUGGGCUUUUGGUGGAAAAGCUGGUGAGGACCGGGAUGGGAGAGGACAUGAUGGACGGGUUGCCGACCUAUAGACGGAUGGGGUUUUUCUUGCUUAGGAGUAAACGGGGGUUAAUCCCGGGGGUGGAGUGGCCGGAACGGUUUAGGACGGUGGAAGAGGCGGAGGCUGCGGCGCGGGAGGUGAGGGAGAGGAGGGGGACGUGGCCGUUGUUGAGGUUGGUGUAGGAGAUUGUGGGAAUGGCUGCCAUGCCAUGCCAUGAUCCUGGGGCGCAGACGGUGCAAACAA